Messenger RNA from Sorghum bicolor (sorghum), 2465 nucleotides. RefSeq names its product NAC domain-containing protein 53. Gene Ontology annotation, molecular function: DNA binding. The coding region runs from base 121 to 2133 and encodes 670 amino acids. The record is from RefSeq and is a predicted model, not a curated record. Lineage: Eukaryota; Viridiplantae; Streptophyta; Magnoliopsida; Poales; Poaceae. The transcript is spliced from 5 exons. Gene Ontology annotation, biological process: regulation of DNA-templated transcription.
UUCUUCCUCCUCUCAUCUCCCUCGAAACUUUCCCCAAUCCUCUCCAAUCCAAUCCCCUGUCUGUCCCCCUCUCCCAACCCUAGCCCGCGCCGCCGGCCAGUCUGCUCGGGUGGCGCGUACAUGACCCACCCUUCCUCGUCGUCGUCCUCCGCUCCCCCGCCCCCGCCGCUGCCGCCGCCCGGGGCGGCGGCGGGGGCGGCCGAGGCCACCUCCCUCGCGCCGGGCUUCCGCUUCCACCCCACCGACGAGGAGCUCGUCUCCUACUACCUCAAGCGCAAGGUCCUCGGCCGCCCGCUCAAGGUCGACGCCAUCGCAGAGGUCGACCUCUACAAGGUCGAGCCCUGGGACCUGCCCGCCCGCUCCCGCCUCCGCUCCCGCGACUCCCAGUGGUACUUCUUCAGCCGCCUCGACCGCAAGCACGCCAACCGCGCCCGCACCAACCGCGCCACGUCGAGUGGGUACUGGAAGACCACGGGGAAGGACAGGGAGGUGCGCCAUGGGCCCAGGGUCGUCGGGAUGAAGAAGACGCUCGUCUUCCAUGCCGGACGCGCUCCCAAGGGCGAGCGCACCAACUGGGUCAUGCACGAGUACCGCCUCGAGGGCGACGACGCUGCGGGGAUACCGCAGGACUCAUUUGUGGUGUGCCGGAUCUUCCAGAAAGCUGGCCCAGGUCCUCAGAAUGGGGCACAGUAUGGAGCGCCCUUUGUUGAGGAGGAAUGGGAGGAGGAAGACGCAGAUGUCGGUUUGCUUCCAGUGGAGGGUGAUGCUGCUGUUGACCCUGAGGUUCCCCGCGCUCCUGUGGAGAUACCUGGUGCCCUGGAGAGAGGCUAUCUUCAGAUGAGUGAUCUCAUUCAGGGUUUGGGUGAUCAAAAUGGAAAUGGUACACCUAGUUUGCCAGUUUCUGAUACUUCAAAUAAUAGCAACCAUUCUGAAGAUGUAGAUGGAAAUUCUGGGGACAUUUUAAGUGACCCAAACCUUGGCUCUAAUUUUCUUCAGUAUGAACCUGGGGAGCAAAAUAGCUUAAUGCUUAAUGGAAGUAUCAUAUCAAAUGCAAAUGCUGGAGAUUUUUUUACGAAUUCCAGCCCCAGUGAUGGGUUCCUAGAGCUGAAGGAUUUUGCAGAUGCUGCAAAUGUGGAUUUCCCUCUGGGCAAUGGAUCAACCAUCUGUCCUUCAGAUGGUUGGGCAUGGAAAACACCCGACUCAGCAGAAGCUGUAAAUGGAGCUAACAAUGAGAUUCCUCCAGUCCCUGAUGACCAGACUUUCCAGCCAGAUGAGCUGGAACAACUGCUGCAGUCAAUACAACAAGAUUCCCAUUUCGGCUCAAGUAUCAUUGACCCCCGGCAUUCUUCUAUGACAAAUUCAGUUCUUCCUGAGGAUGAUUCUUUGAUGUUCUAUGAUGCACCCUUCGAUUCCACCAUGUGUGAUGAUGGGUUUGGACAGAAUGGAAUUCUUGGCUCCGCAGCAACCAAUCUAUCUGGCAUUGGCAUGGUGGACGAUGGUAUGCAAUACUUCGAUGCAAUGGAUGAAAAUUUAUUUAAUGAUAUUCUGGGCUCCAUACAGCAGCCAGCUGGUAACAGUUCCCACGCUUUUAAUGGCCCAGUCCUUACCCAAGAGGUCAACAAUACCAUGUAUACAUAUAGUCCAACUCAAAAGGUUUUAGAACCUAAUUUUGUAGUUGGUGCCCCGUCAUCUGCUAGGUUACCUGAAGCUGGUAGUCAGUUAAAUUGUGUUGUUUUACCAGAUGGUCAGGCUAAGAGUAGUGCUAUCGGAAAGGGAUUUGUAAAGAUUUUGGAUUCGAUCUCCGCUCCCCCAGCUUUUGCAGGAGAAUUCCCAGCUAACCACCGCAAAUCCUUGGCUCAUAUUUCUGGAGCGCGCCCCAACACACUCCAUGUUUCUGCUGAAGUGAUCCGCAUAGGAAGUUUAGCUGUUCCUUCUGGCGCAGACAAGUGGGCUCUGCAAAAGGAUCAAGGCAUGGAGCUGCUCUUCUCUGCAGAUUUUGAGCCUGAUACCCGUAUACACUGUGGCUGCAACACCAUUACCGCGGUGCUGCGUGGUGGCUUCUGCCUUUUCUUCGUUUCGGCAAUAAUGCUCUUAGUGAGCUACGAGGUGGGCAUGUGCAUCUAUGGCAAGUAGCAGCCUGGUAUCGGAUUAAGUUAAAUUUCAAGACAUUUAGGUUAAUCCUGUGUUUUGAGGCAGACUCAACUGGGGCCUCAUGCGCUUUUAAGUGUAUUGCAUUGCAUGACAUGGACCUGUGGGGUGAUUAGCACUAGCAGUACCAUUUUGCAGCUCGAGAGCUAAUGGUGUAUGUAUGAAUUAAGCGCUAUUUAGUUAUAGUAUGCGAAUUGCCUCAUUGGUGUCUGAUGAUGCCAUUUUCCAUGCUUCUGGUUGUAGUGGACAAUGUUAGUGCAAAAUCCUGUAUAUAUAUUUCAGAUCCGCCAUGGGAAUCAUGAUGCUUUUGCAGUAUA